Molecule: messenger RNA, 3182 nt
Organism: Tarenaya hassleriana
Lineage: Eukaryota; Viridiplantae; Streptophyta; Magnoliopsida; Brassicales; Cleomaceae
Product: phospholipase D delta-like
Biological process (GO): phosphatidylcholine metabolic process; phospholipid catabolic process
Cellular component (GO): plasma membrane
Molecular function (GO): D-type glycerophospholipase activity; calcium ion binding
Source: RefSeq, a predicted model, not a curated record
UCCAAAGCCUUUCUGCCAUCACAUCACACCUCUCUCUCUCUCCAACCGGAGAGAGAAGAAGCCAAUGACGUGCGGAACUGCUUUCCAAACAUUAAAGCUCAGCAAGCUAACACCAUCGUCAACACUCCUCUCAGCCCUCCACGUCUCCAUCCUUGCUCUUAUUAAAAAUCAAAACUUUUUAUGAUCUGUGCAUUGAUUUCGCCAUUGCUCGUAUACCCACGGAUUCUGCAACAAUUCCAGUAGGGUUUUUGUGGUUUGUGUCGGGCUUUUUCCGUUCUCUGACAAUCCCUGUAGUCCCCCCUGAUAUACCGUUCUUUGCGUUUCACCGCACCUUUGCUCUCCGAUUCUUGUUUUAGAUUAUCGUUGUUUGAUCUGUCGCCGUAGAGAAGCGGCGGCGAUGGCGGACAAGGCCUCGGAGGAGGUGAUGCUCCUACACGGUGACUUGGAUUUGAAAAUCGUGAAGGCGAGGAGGCUGCCGAACAUGGAUCUGUUCUCUGAGAACCUCCGCCGCUGUUUCACCGCUUGCGACGCUUGCACCACGCCUUCGGCGAAUGUCGACUCCGCCGGUAACGGCGACGGUGACGGAGUCAGGGAUAGAGACUCUCACGGCCACCGGAAGAUCAUCACUAGCGAUCCGUACGUCACCGUCGUGGUUCCGCAGUCGACUCUCGCUCGUACUCGCGUCCUAAAAAACUCCGAGGAUCCUCACUGGAACGAGCAUUUCGUCGUGUGCUUGGCGCAUCCAUUGCCGUACCUCGAGUUCCAGGUCAAGGACGACGACGUAUUCGGCGCGGAGCUCAUCGGCUCCGCUAAGAUCCCGGCGAAGGAAAUCGCCUCCGGCCAACGCAUCUCCGGUUGGUUCCCGGUCCUCGACGCAUCGGGAAAGCCGCCGAAGAAAGACACCGCCAUCUAUCUCGAGAUGCAGUUUACGCCGUUCGAUCGGAACCCAACCUACCGCCGGGGAAUCACAGGCGAUAAAGGAACAUACUUUCCACUGAGGAAAGGAAGUCAUGUGAGGUUGUACCAGGAUGCUCACGUCAUGGACGGAAUGUUGCCGGAGAUAGAGCUGGACGACGGGAAGGUUUUCCGGCAGGAGAAAUGCUGGGAGGAUAUAUGUUACGCCAUUUCAGAGGCUCACCAUAUGAUAUACAUUGUCGGCUGGUCGGUCUUCCACAAGGUGAAGCUGGUUAGAGAACCCACAAGGCCAUUGCCGCGAGGUGGAGAUUUAACACUUGGGGAACUCUUGAAGUACAAAUCAGAAGAGGGCGUUCGAGUUUUGCUUCUUGUCUGGGAUGACAAGACUUCUCAUGAUAAGUUCGGAUUCAGAACAGCAGGAGUUAUGCAGACCCAUGAUGAAGAGACAAGGAAGUUCUUCAAGCACUCUUCUGUGAUAUGUGUCCUGUCUCCCCGUUACGCAAGCAGCAAGCUCGGGUUGUUCAAACAGCAGGUUGUGGGAACUCUCUUCACACACCAUCAAAAAUGUGUUCUUGUGGACACUCAGGCCGCCGGUAAUAACCGUAAGAUUACAGCUUUUAUAGGAGGUAUAGAUCUAUGUGAUGGUCGCUAUGAUACACCCGAGCAUCGCCUAUUCCGUGAUCUUGACACUGUUUUUAAGGAUGAUUUUCACAAUCCUACAUUUCCAAAUGGCACAAAGGCUCCAAGACAACCUUGGCAUGAUCUGCACUGCCGAAUAGAUGGACCGGCUGCAUAUGAUGUCCUCAUAAACUUUGAACAGCGUUGGAGAAAGGCAACUCGAUGGAAAGAGUUCAGCUUUCGUUUCAAAGGGAAACGUCGCUGGAAAGACGAUGCUCUGAUACGAAUAGGACGCAUCUCGUGGAUUUUAAGUCCCGCAUUUUCAAAUCUCAAGGAUGGUACUACAGUAGUUCCAAAGGAUGAUGGCCCGAUAGUUUGGGUUUCGAAAGAAGAUGACCCCGAAAACUGGCAUGUUCAGAUAUUCCGGUCUAUUGACUCAGGAUCGGUGAAAGGGUUCCCGAAAUACACUGAUGAGGCCGAGGCCGUGAAUCUUGUGUGUGCAAAACGGUUGGUCGUUGAUAAAAGCAUCCAGACUGCAUACAUCCAAGCAAUAAGAUCCGCUCAGCAUUUCAUAUAUAUCGAGAAUCAGUAUUUCCUCGGUUCUUCCUAUGCGUGGCCUUCUUAUAAAGACGCAGGAGCUGACAAUCUCGUUCCAAUGGAGUUGGCAUUGAAGAUUGCUACCAAGAUUAGAGCCAGAGAGAGAUUUGCAGUGUAUAUAGUUAUACCCUUGUGGCCUGAAGGUGACCCCAAGUCUGGCCCUGUCCAGGAAAUUCUAUACUGGCAGAGCCAGACGAUGCAGAUGAUGUACGGAGUUAUAGCGAAGGAGCUGACGUCGAUGCAGAUGUUAGAUGCUCAUCCUUUGGAUUACCUCAACUUUUACUUUCUUGGUAAAAGAGAACAACUUCCAGAAAGCUUGAUGGACAACAAUGGCGGCAACGGCAACUCGGUACCGGAUUCGUAUAAGUUCAAGAGGUUCAUGAUUUAUGUGCAUGCGAAAGGGAUGAUAGUAGAUGAUCAAUACGUAAUCAUCGGAUCCGCAAAUAUAAACCAAAGAUCACUGGCUGGCACUAAAGACACCGAAAUAGCAAUGGGCGCUUAUCAACCUCACCGCACGUGGUCUGCUAACCGCAAACACCCUCGCGGCCAGGUUUACGGAUACAGAAUGUCGCUAUGGGCGGAACAUCUGGGCGGGACGAGUAGGCAUUUCGUGGAGGCAGAGGACGUGGAAUGUGUGAGAGCGGUGAACCAAAUCGCGGAGGAUAACUGGAACAAGUUCACGGCUGAAGAAUUCGCAGAGCUGAAAGGUCACCUCAUCAAAUACCCUCUCCAAGUCGAUUCCGACGGUAGAGUCAGCUCUCUUCCCGACUUCGAGGAUUUCCCGGACGUCGGCGGUAAGAUCAUCGGAGCUCAUUCCGUUGCUCUUCCUGACGCCUUGACGACUUAGCUGUCCGAUAUUUGUGAGAAAGGAAUGGACAAAACUCAGUUAAGUUGAAGAGGUGAAGUAAUAAUGUGUUGGAAGAGCAUAGAGUGUGGUUCUAUUUGGUGUGUUGUGUUAUUUUUUGCUGUAAAAUUUGGUAAACAUCAUUUUCUUAAAACUUUUAGAAGAAACUAAAUAAUGGAUUUGGUGAAAAUAUUUUUUGACAUGAUUC